AUGUCCUCUGACCAGGCUACAGAGCCAGAAGUGUUGCACGUCGGUCUCGGAAUGCUGACCUUCAUCGGUUUGCACGGAUCCAACGGGAGCCGCAUCUGGCGGUACUUUUUCGCCGUCGGUUGGCUACUGGGAAAUAUCAUUCUGCCGAAGGCAAUUCUCGGUUCCGGCCAGGAAGGAUUCGAUUCCGUGGCCAGAAGCCUUGCGGAAAUGAUCUUCUUCUCGGACGCUUGCCUGGCGGUUUCGAUUUUUGUGACCCGCCGGAAACCGUUCGAGCAGAUGGUUCGUGUUUUGCAGGAGAUCUUUGCACGGUACGAAGCCGGGGAGUGUCUGGACGAAGUACGUGGGUUCAACCUUCGGAUGAAGAAAUUCGCGACGGGAUACGUUACGUAUAUCAAAUUUUUGGUGGUGUUAUUUCUUGGGGUUCCGAUCGUUUGGACACUCUGUGUAGAAAUUUUCCUGUCAGAAGAUGAACGGCAUGAGUAUAUGUUGGUGGUCGAAGUGGAAUACUUUUAUUUGGAUAUUCGGCGAAACCUCAUUCACUAUCUCAUCUAUUUCGCAUUCUGUGCGCCGGCCGUGAUAGUUUCAGCAUAUCAAAGCUGCAUCAAAGCAACAGUUUUCCUAACGUCGCUACAGUAUGGAGGUAAGCUGUUCGAAUUGAUUAAAAUCAGAAUCCAGGGUCUUGAAGCCGUGGAACCCGGUGCGAAACGUCGGGACGAACUUCGGAAAAUCGUCCAACUGCACGAGAUGUCACUGAGGUACACGCAGCUACUGGAAGAAACAAUGUCAUUCAUAUUGAUCAGUCAAAUGAUGAACUGUAUGGCAAUAUGGUGUUUGAUGAUGGUAUAUCUCUCGACGAACUAUGGACCAAAUGCCGGAAACGUUGUUGUCUUGUUUAUCGUAUUGAUAGGGGAAAUGUUCGUCUAUUGUUCUAACGGAACUCGUCUGAGUGAAAAUGCACUAGAAGUAAGCAAUGCCAUCUACAACCACAAAUGGUACAACGAGCCAGUAGGUAUGCAACGUGACAUGCGAUUUAUGAUACAACGAGCGCAGAAGCCGACAGGGGUCACCGCGGCGAAGUUCUACUUCGUGAACAACGAACGGCUGGGGAUAAUAAUACAAGCGUCCUACUCCUACUAUUUGCUUCUGAAAAGUCUGUUCUAA
Messenger RNA from Armigeres subalbatus, 1161 nucleotides. RefSeq names its product odorant receptor 4-like. Gene Ontology annotation, molecular function: olfactory receptor activity; odorant binding. The transcript is spliced from 3 exons. Gene Ontology annotation, biological process: detection of chemical stimulus involved in sensory perception of smell; sensory perception of smell. The record is from RefSeq and is a predicted model, not a curated record. Gene Ontology annotation, cellular component: plasma membrane. Lineage: Eukaryota; Metazoa; Arthropoda; Insecta; Diptera; Culicidae. The coding region runs from base 1 to 1161 and encodes 386 amino acids.